Carassius gibelio (silver crucian carp) is the source of this 1382-nucleotide messenger RNA. RefSeq names its product oleoyl-ACP hydrolase (gene olah). Gene Ontology annotation, biological process: lipid biosynthetic process. Bases 224 to 988 code for a protein of 254 amino acids. The transcript has 7 exons. The record is from RefSeq and is a predicted model, not a curated record. Lineage: Eukaryota; Metazoa; Chordata; Actinopteri; Cypriniformes; Cyprinidae.
AGAAGAAGAAGCAGAAGAAGACUGUACAGGAUAUAUUCUGCAAUAUAAUCGUGAGAACAGUAUUUGGUGGUUUUAUUAAUCCUUAUUUAUACGUGCCACUCAAUUAAAACUGUAUUCUAUUAUAUGCAUGUGUUUGAUUAAGCUAAAAUAUGCUAAACAAGCAUUGAGAUCUAUAACUUAAACUCUGUGUAUCUCACUGACGUGGAAUAUUCUCUCCAGAGGAAUGGAUAAAGUCAUAACCUGUUUCACCAAGCGCCCAGAUGCUUCGGUCCGUCUCAUCUGUUUUCCCUGGGCAGGUGGAGGCUCUAUUCAUUAUGCUCGCUGGGCCAAAACUCUCAGCAGCUCUAUUGAAGUGUACUCCAUUCGACUGCCAGGCAGAGAAGGAAGAACGAAGGAACCAUUUUUUCUAAAUAUGCAGGAAAUCAUCGAUGAGGUCAUCGGUGUGCUUCUUCCACAUUUCAGAGAGAAGCCAUUUGCCCUCUUCGGACAUAGUUUUGGAGCUAUGACUUGCUUUGCUUUUGCUGAACACGUAAAGAAGGUCUACAACCUUGAGCCGAUCCACAUGUUUCUCUCUGGAGCCUCAGCACCAUAUUCUGAAGCAAGACUGCAGGCACCAAGAAGAAGUAAUCUGUCAGAUCAAGAGUUUCUUGUGUGGGUCACUUCUAUUGGAGGCACACCACCAGAGAUACUGGCCAAUGCUGAGCUCGCCAAACUCUUCUUACCUGCGCUGAAAGCAGAUCUCUGUGUAGUGGACAAUUAUAGAUGUAGCAGACCAUCAACACCCUUCCUGUCAUGUCCAGUAUCAUGCUUUGACGGAAAAGAGGAUGCACCCCAUGACUUACAAGCUUGGAAGGACAUGACAAGUGGUGACUUCACUGUGCAGAUGCUUCCUGGGUCUCAUUUUUACUUGAAAGAAGCAGCAAAUGAAAAAUAUCUUCUGGACCACAUCACAAAACAUCUUGAGAAUGCAGAGAUGGACUAUUUAUAGAAACAACUCUGGCUUCCAUUGAUUUAUCUCUAAUUCAUAUUCACUGAUGGAAACAAUUUCUUGUAACUGUGAAAUGACACAUAAAGGAAACCAAUUGAUGCAAAAAUAAUCAUUCCGUUAAUUGUGCACAGAAAUAUUCAUGACUUGUUUUGAGCAAUAAAUCAUGAAUAACUUGGAUGUACACAGAUUCAGUAAUGUUAGAUGAUAAAAAUUGCUAUAUGAAAAUAAUUAAGUAUUUAAUGCAAAACUGUAAAAAUAUAUAACUAAUUGUAUGUAUUUAAACAGAAUGAAUGGUUGAAUGAAAGGAAGAGGGGGAACUAUUAAUAACAUUUCUAAAUACAAUUUGUACAUUUUCUGAAUAAAAAUGUGAUAAGUGCAAGAAGUGUUGUGGGAA